Ostreococcus lucimarinus CCE9901 is the source of this 1401-nucleotide messenger RNA. RefSeq lists its product with no specific name. The transcript has 4 exons. Lineage: Eukaryota; Viridiplantae; Chlorophyta; Mamiellophyceae; Mamiellales; Bathycoccaceae. Gene Ontology annotation, biological process: carotene catabolic process. The record is from RefSeq and is a predicted model, not a curated record. The annotation marks the transcript as partial. Gene Ontology annotation, molecular function: carotenoid dioxygenase activity. Gene Ontology annotation, cellular component: chloroplast stroma.
AACUUCGCGCCGGUGGAGGGCGAGCUCGAGACGCCCGUCGCGUGCGUCGUCGCGCGCGGGCGGUUGCCGGACGAUUUGGACGGGUUGUACCUGCGGAACGGCCCGAACGCGCGAUUUCGACCGGCGCUCGGGACGAAUCGGUAUCACUGGUUCGACGGCGACGGCAUGGUGCACGCGAUUCGUUUGCGCGGCGAGGGCGAACGAGCGGAGUAUACAAGGCGGUACGUGCGCACGCGCGGUUUCGAGCGAGAAGAAAAGGCGAACGCGGCGCUGUACACGGGGCUCCGGGAUAUAAAUCCGAUUUGGCGGUACUUGCUGCCGAGUAGUAACGGAUUGACGCAUCAUGCGGGGCGAUUGUUAGCGACGUACGAGAGCGGUUCGCCGUACGAGAUCGCGUUAGAGCCGACGCUGCGCACGAAAGGGCUGUGCGAUUUCAAUCAGACGUUUGGCACGAUGGAUUAUUGGCUGGACAAUUUCACCGCGCAUUCGAAGACGUGCCCGAUGACGGACGAGUUAAUUUACAUCGGGUACAAUCUCGUGGCGCUGAGCGGCGAGCAGGAUGGGCAGACGACGAUCACGGUUGGCGUGAUCGACGGCGAGACGGGGAAACGCACGCACCGGCGGCAAUUUAAAGUGCCUCGACCCUCGAUGCAACACGACGUCGCCAUCACGCCGACAAAGACGGUGCUGAUCGAUGGGCCGUUGAUCUUCAACUUGCCGCGCGUCAUCGAAGGCGGACUGCCGUUUAGCUUUGAAAGAGAAUGCACGUUGCGUAUCGGAUAUCUCCCACGAAGAGGUGAGGAAGGGCCGUUUUGGAUUGACACUGGCGAGACGUGCUUUGCGUAUCACGUCGUGAACGCGUACGAAGAAGGAAAUAUUCUGACGUUGGAUGUGUGCAAAGCCGACGAAACGAACGCGUUGGGGAUGUGCCAAGAGUCGAACAAUCCAGUGAACGCCGGUCGCGACGUUGCGGCGUUGUGGAGAUGGCAAAUCGACACCGACGCUAACGCGAUAAUAUCGAGCAAGCGCCUAUGCGAACAGACUUCCGACUUUCCGUGUAUUAACCGCAAGUACACUGGCUUAAAGUACCGCUUCGCGUACUCGUCGCGCAUGGACAUUCCUCUGUUCGACGCCGUACUCAAGCACGACCUACAGUCAGGAGUGACGACUCGAUACGAAUUAGGUGAAGGUGUCACGUGUGGUGACAUUAUUUUCGUUCCUUCGAAAGAUGCCGCGCGCGAAGACGACGGUUAUUUGCUCGUGUUGACACACCUCGACGUCGACGGUGAAGAGCCUCGAGCAGAGUUAUUAAUUUUAGACGCCUCGGGCGACGAACUCACGACGCAGUGCGUCGUGCAUAUUCCAAUGCGCGUACCGUACGGAUUUCAUUGCGAAUAUGUA